Lachancea mirantina is the source of this 1635-nucleotide messenger RNA. Lineage: Eukaryota; Fungi; Ascomycota; Saccharomycetes; Saccharomycetales; Saccharomycetaceae. The record is from the annotation of a GenBank genome assembly.
AUGGCGUUCAUAAAAAAUACACCGAUAGCCACCGAAAAUUGCCGCAGAGUUGAUGUCCAAAUAGGUAACCAAGGGACUGUUACAGGGUGUGCUCUAAGAAGUCCUCGAUCAAAAAAAGAAUUGUGCCAUCGUUUCUGUGGAAUUCCUUACUCGCUUUCUGUAGAUGGAGAAAACAGAUUCAAAAGGCCAAGGAAAAUCCCGGAGGACUUUGAUUACACCGGCGAAUAUAUUGAUUUCAAGUUGAAAUGUCCUCAACCUGCCAGUGAUGAUAUUCGUUUGGGUUAUAUUAAGUCUCCAAGUGACGAGAAUAUCACUUACUUGAAUAUUUCCGUUCCGGCUUCUGAUAAGUUCAAGCCCAAGGAUGGCUGGCCAGUUUUGAUUUAUAUUCAUGGCGGCUGGUUACAAAACGGUUCUCCAAGCUCGGAUGCUUACAACGCAAUGGAACUUUUUGAUGAUGAGGAGACUCGCGACAAGUUCAUCUUAGUCACUCCGGGAUACCGACUCAACAUUUUUGGAUUUUUAUCAUGCGAAGAACUUCUGAAAGAAGACUCCAAAGGAUUGAACGUGGGUUUUUGGGAUCAGCGCUUUGCAUUAGAAUGGGUACAUGAUAACAUCAAAUAUUUCGGCGGGAACUCUGAAAAGUUAACUUUGAGCGGCUUGAGUGCUGGUGCCUAUUCCACCUUUUUCCAGCUGGCCUACGAGCUUUACCAUCAAGAAGAAAGCCAAUUAAUAAAGCAAGUGAUCUUUUUUUCGAAUUGUCUCUUCGUUCAGCCUAAAACUCUUAGCGAGACACAAGAACAGUUUGAAGAGGUUUGCGCUAAGCUUGCUAUAUCCUCUGACCUUGCUCCUGAAGAAAAACUGACUGCGCUCCGUAAAAUAGAUGCAGGCUAUCUUGAGGAUAUCAUACCCGAAUUGAGGAUGCACACUUUCCGUGCAGUGACUGACGGCGAAUUCGUACCUCCAACACUUUUACAAGACAUUUUGUCCGGAGAAUAUGCUCAAAUGCUGAAAGCCAAAGGAGUCCGGCUCAUGUGUGGCGACGUUAGUAAUGAAGGGCUAACAUAUUCCGUUUUCAAUCCUCCAACAAGUCUUCCAAAUCUGAUAGAUCAAGUCGAGAACUACUAUCCAAAAAAAGUCGUCGAUUCUUUGUUAGAAGUUUACGACGUUAACCAAAUCAGCAAUCCAGCUGAAAGUUCACCAUUGGAACUCAGCAAACUUUAUGGAAAAAUUGUGGCAGAUGGACAAGUUUACGCAUCGCUCAGGGGCUUCUUGGACAAGAUUAUCAAUAACGGCUUCCCUCAACAAGACGUCUUUCGGUAUCGAGUAAGUUUCCGACCAAAAUAUGUUGAUGAGUUUCUGGCUCCCAAUGAUGGAGUGCCCCAUGGCUGUGACACUCCGAUCUGGUUCUACUCUUUGAGGGACGGUUACAACGAAGAAGAGAUUACCAUUACCCGAAAUUGGCUAAAACCCUAUUUAAGUUUUCUCAAUUUUAAUGACUAUAUUGACGGUUGGAGUUCGGCAGAUAUUAAAAAAAUUCGAUGGUUUAAGCAAGACGGCUCAAUUGAAUAUGAAGCGGAUCCUGACUGGGACAGAGGUGUGAAAGUGGCGAACGUGGCGUAUAUGGCGCAAGUCUGA